This is a messenger RNA of Aplosporella prunicola CBS 121167, 1935 nucleotides long. RefSeq lists its product as uncharacterized. Gene Ontology annotation, molecular function: N-acetylglucosamine-6-sulfatase activity; glycosaminoglycan binding. The transcript has 7 exons. The coding region runs from base 1 to 1827 and encodes 608 amino acids. The record is from RefSeq and is a predicted model, not a curated record. Gene Ontology annotation, biological process: glycosaminoglycan metabolic process. Lineage: Eukaryota; Fungi; Ascomycota; Dothideomycetes; Botryosphaeriales; Aplosporellaceae.
AUGCAUUUUGUUAUACUUCUUUCUGCAGUUGUGACUGCAUUGGUUUGUUCGGUUGUUGCCAGCAAAGACAGUCCUAACAUAGUCUUCAUCUUCACCGAUGAUCAAGACUACCGUCAUGGCUCUCUAGACUCAAUGAAAGCAGUGCAACAGGAGCUUGUCGCAAAAGGAACGCUCUUCACAAACUUCUAUGCGACAAUCGCUGUGUGUUGCCCGAGUCGUGUGUCUCUGAUGAGAGGCCAAGCUGCGCACAAUACCAACAACACACACGUACGAACGCCUGGUGGAGGAUACGGAAAAUUCCUCAAAUCCGCAGAGGACAAUAAUUAUCUCCCUCACUGGCUGGACAAAGCCGGAUAUCGGACUGAAUACAUCGGAAAGCUUUUCAAUGGUGUCGACCUCACAAACUACUCUCCCGCACCCAAAGGGUGGGAUCAUAUUGAUGUUUUGCUUGAUCCUUACAUCAACGCGCACAACACUGUCGUUAUGUCUCAAAACGGAGACAGGCCAAAAUGGUACCGGGGAUACCAGCAAACAGAUGUUCUGCGGAUUAAAGCGCUGUCGCGGCUUGAGGCUUUGAUUCAAGAAGAGGAUCCGUUCUUUCUCAUGAUCGCUCCUACUGCUCCACAUGUGGAAAAUGUAUACGAUCCACCCACGCCUCCAGCACGCUACCUCGAUAAAUUUGCAAACAGAACCGCACCACGGGCUCCGAACUACAACCCUCCUGACGAAUUCCAGCAUGAAAAGCCAGCAUGGCUUGGAAAACUUCCGCUUUUGAACCAAACCCAGAUCGACCAGUCAGACAGACUUUUCCGCCGCCGGCUCGAGUCGCUUCAAGGGGUCGAUGAUAUUGUAGAUGAUGUCGUCCAAAUGCUGAAGGACAAAGGCGUUAUAGAAGAAACAUAUGUCAUAUACUCUACUGACCAGGGCUACCACCUUGGAACGCACCGACAAGCAGCUGGAAAAUCGACUCCGUACUUGGAAGACACGAAUAUUCCAUUGGUUGUGCGAGGGCCUGGCAUACAGCUGGGCGCCACCUCAAACUUGCCGGGUACCAUAACUGAUUUUGCCCCAACAUUUCUCGACAUCGCGGGACUUGCUGAUGAGGACUAUCCGCCUUUUCUUGAUGGCUCCAGCCUCCUUGAUGCAUGGAAGGAUGCGACGUCGCCUGCGCUUUCCCAAAGGCAGGAAGCCAUAAAUAUAGAAUUUUGGGGCUAUGCCUUCAACGAGAUUCCCGCCGGAGAGGAAUUACAUCUUGACAAUGAUUACAAGACAAUGCGAGUUGUCGGUGAAAAGUCCUCUUGGAUGUACUCGAGGUGGUGCAACGAUGACACGGAACUCUACAACAUCACAGCUGACCCGCAUGAAUUGUUAAAUCUGGCAAAUGCAUCAGAUCCUGCGAUCCAGCGGGUAUUGUCAAGGAUGAAUGCUUUACUAAUGGUGGGCAAAUCUUGCGCGGAAUCUUCAUGUCGCGAACCGUGGAGCGUUUUGCAGCCCCCUAACGCUCCUCCUGGGCAGCCAGUAUUGAAUCUGGAGGAGGCGCUAAAUCCUGACUACGAUGAAUACUACUCAGCAAUCCCGCAGGUAAAAAUCGAGGAGUGUUUGGGAUACCAGUUCACGCCGAAUGAGGGACCCUUCUUUCCCUCGGGAGCAGAAGAAGGUCUUGGAUUGCAGUAUCGGGAACCUACCGACAAUUACGAAGCCCAGAACUUAACGACGAGAUUAGCAGGUAACGAGAAGCCAGGAGGUGACUGGGACCAAAGACAUGCGACGUUGGAAAUGUUACAACAGGAUGCGAGAGAGCUCACCAACGAAGAGCUUAAAGUUUAAUCAGCCUACCGAUAGAAAGAAAUAUAUUAAACUUACUACUGUAGCAGAGCUGUAUGCCCUUUUGUUUUUUUUUUUAUAAGCAUUUGCUAUCUCUUCGCUACAUCAAAC